AUGGAAUACGCGCAGCUUGUUCAUCAAUGGCACUCGACGGAGGCCGAACGCGGCAAGUUCGCGUUCCAAAAGUGUCUCAACCUCGGCCGACAAGCAGUCGAUUCAGCAUCUCUACCUACAUACUCACUUGAGACUCCCGAAGUCUUUUCUCUUGCUUGCGCGGACGGCGCGGCUCUGGGCGGAAUCCGCGAUGAGCACUGUACAGCAUACAUCUGUAUCUACGACAGGGAACGAUUGAGGUUGACCCUGCACAGGGAACUCAUCAACCCGCCUGGCUUCACCAGCAGAUGGAAGAAUCCUCACCAUUUCACCACGGGAUGGGCCAAUAUUUGGGGUCUAAGGAAAGAGGCAGGCCAGGUCCAGAGCGCCCUGUCAGCCACGCCCAGCAUUUUCAGGGGUCAACCCUCUGAACCAUUGGAAAACGAGAACAGCUUUCCGUCCGGCAGCACUGGCCUUCGAAACGUGAAAACGGAUCACUUCGAAGAAGAUCAAGUUUAUGUUGGCGAAGAGGACCAGGUUCUUGUUAAAGAUGAACCAGACUCUUAUCAUCAGGUCUUUAUUGAUGAAGAAAGGGAGCAAGGGGAGAAGAAGAAGGAGGAGGAGGGAGGGUAUGAAGAGGACAGCCAUGAAGAAAGUUAUCAAAAGGGCUAUGAGGAAGAUUAUGAAGAGGAAGAUUACGAAGAAGACGAGGAUGACCCUGAUGCGAAAGAGACUGAUUCAGACUAUGGGAAUGAGCCGUACGAUCUCGAUGAUAUGAAAUCUUGCCUCAAGGAACCGCCAAUACAACGCCUAGGUGUGCCCGGAUCCCCCGCCGCUUCUAACGUGGUGAGCUGGGGUGAGCAUGGGCAGCAGCGCGGCGGUCAACGUUGCCUACACAAUGUAUCGUUCAGGGUGCCUGUUCAAUUUGAAGUCAGCAUUGGCAAGUCUUUGAGCGAUCUUCAAACAUCCACCGUCGAGACGAUGUUCCUGCACUUUCCGGAUCGCCAGACCUCCAUCGAGGACACGAUAAAAGCGAUGGGCGCUGCUCUGAACCAGGGAAAGUUCAAGAACUACGGCCUAUCGAACUACUCUACCGCCGAGGUGCAGAAGGUUCUAGGGAUCUGCGAGAAAAAUGGGUACACCAAGCCCAGUGUGUAA
Colletotrichum tamarilloi is the source of this 1137-nucleotide messenger RNA. Its product is annotated as aflatoxin B1 aldehyde reductase member 2. The coding region runs from base 1 to 1137 and encodes 378 amino acids. The record is from RefSeq and is a predicted model, not a curated record. NCBI's taxonomy places the organism in Eukaryota, Fungi, Ascomycota, Sordariomycetes, Glomerellales, Glomerellaceae. The transcript is spliced from 5 exons.